CCGAGCCGGGUCUGCGCGCUCCCCGCCGCGCUCUGGGCGGCCCGACCGAGCUGCCGGACCCCGCGCCCCGCGCGCCCCGCGCCGCCGGCUUUUGUCUCCGCCUCCUCCUCGGCCUCCGCCGCCUCCGGACCGCGAGGCGCGCGCGGGGACCUUGGCUCUGCCCUUCGCGGGCCCGGGCUGCGCGGGGCCCGGCCGGGAUCCGAGAGACGCGCCGGCCCGGCCAUGGAGCUCCGGGCCCGAUGCUGGUGGCUGCUGUGGGCGGCCGCCGCGCUCGCCGCCUGCGCCCGCGGGGACCCGGCCAGCAAGAGCCGCAGCUGCGGCGAAGUCCGCCAGGUCUACGGGGCCAAGGGCUUCAGCCUGAGCGACGUGCCCCAGGCGGAGAUCUCGGGUGAGCACCUGCGGAUCUGCCCCCAGGGCUACACCUGCUGCACCAGCGAGAUGGAAGAGAACUUGGCCAACCGCAGCCGCUCGGAGCUGGAGGCCGCACUGCGCGACAGCAGCCUCGCGCUGCAGGCCAUGCUCGCCGCCCAGCUACGCAGCUUUGACGACCACUUUCAGCAGCUGCUGAACAGCUCAGAGCACACGCUGCAGGCCGCCUUCCCUGGCGCCUUUGGAGAGCUGUACACACAGAACGCCGCAGCCUUCCGGGACCUGUACGCCGAGCUGCGCCUCUACCACCGUGGCGCCGGCCUGCACCUGGAGGACACGCUGGCCGAGUUCUGGGCCCGCCUGCUCGAGCGCCUCUUCAAGCAGCUGCACCCACAGUUGCUGCUGCCCGACGACUACCUGGACUGCCUGGGCAAGCAGGCCGAGGCGCUGCGGCCCUUCGGGGAAGCGCCGCGGGAGCUGCGGCUGCGGGCGGCCCGCGCCUUCGUGGCGGCGCGCACCUUUGUGCAGGGCCUGGGCGUGGCCGGCGAGGUGGUCCGGAAGGUGGCCCAGGUGCCCCUGGGCCCUGAGUGCUCACGGGCCGUCAUGAAGCUGGUCUACUGCGCUCACUGCCUGGGGGUCCCCGGCGCCCGGCCCUGCCCUGACUACUGCCGAAACGUGCUCAAGGGCUGCCUCGCCAACCAGGCCGACCUGGACGCUGAGUGGAGAAACCUACUGGACUCCAUGGUGAUCAUCACCGACAAAUUCUGGGGCCCAUCCGGUGCCGAGAGCGUCAUCGGCAGCGUGCACAUGUGGCUGGCAGAGGCCAUCAACACCCUCCAGGACAACAAGGACACACUCACAGCCAAGGUCAUCCAGGGCUGCGGAAACCCCAAAGUCAAUCCCCAGGGCCCUGGGCCCGAGGAGAAACGGCGCCGGGGCAAGCUGACACUGCAGGAGAAGCCAUCCACGGGUGCGCUGGAGAAGCUGGUCUCUGAGGCCAAGACCCAGCUCCGUGAUGUCCAGGAUUUCUGGAUCAGCCUCCCUGGAACACUGUGCAGUGAGAAGAUGGCCAUGAGCCCCGCCAGCGACGACCGCUGCUGGAAUGGGAUGGCCAAGGGCCGGUACCUCCCCGAGGUGAUGGGUGACGGGCUGGCCAACCAGAUCAACAACCCCGAGGUGGAGGUGGACAUCACCAAGCCCGACAUGACCAUCCGGCAGCAGAUCAUGCAGCUCAAGAUCAUGACCAACCGGCUGCGCGGUGCCUAUAACGGCAACGAUGUGGACUUCCAGGACGCCAGUGACGACAGCAGUGGCUCAGGCAGCGGCGAAGGCUGCCCGGAUGACCUGUGCGGCCGGCGGGCCAGCAAGAAGAGCUCCAGCUCUCGGACGCCCUUGACUCACGCUCUACCCGGCCUGUCGGAACGGGAGGGGCACAAUGCCUCGGCCACCGGCUGCCCCCAGCCCUGCACUCUCCUCCUGCUCCUCCUCCUCACUUUGGUCCUCGCAGUGGCCAGGCCCCGGUGGCGGUAACUGCACCCCAGGGACUGAGGCCAAGGGCUGACUUUGCCAAAAUGAGAAACAGACAAUAUUUAAUUUCCCUUGGCCUAAAGAAGCUGGGGGCAGGCCCGGAGGAACAGUGGCUGUGUGUACUGGGGACAGGGCUGUGGGGCCAUGGUCCCCCAGGCCUGGCCUCGCCUGCCAGCCUGGCUUAGAGUUUUGUAUGAAGCCCUCAGGUCAGCUGGGAGCCAGUGUCCCCAAAAGCCAUGUCUUUCAGAGACCUCAGGGGCACCUCUGGCUGCCCGCCCCUCCCACAGCUCCCUGCACCACCGCAGAAGCGGCCCCGCCAGGGCCCGCAGGCUGCAGAGGAGGCGGCCUAGCAUUGUCCCGCUGGAGACACAGGAGCUUGUGCCUUUCUCCUGCUUCCUCUCACUGGGGACUCACCACCAGACCCCGCCUGCUUCAGGCGUCAGAAAGUGAGGCCUGCCCUGCAGCCCCCCAAGAAGCCCUGCAAGGGCCACGGGGGGUAUCUGCUCUUCCAGGUCUCGUGGGGCCUUUGAGACCAUGCAUGAUUCCUUCCAAUGCUGCGAGGGCUCCAAAGCCAGGCCCCCAGCCUCCCUGUGCCACCAAGGGCCCCGGCAUCGGGGUGAGAGCCUGCCCCGAGGUCAUCCUGAGAAGGCUCCAGGCAAAGGACCUUCUGCGAGGGGUCCCUGGAUGCAUAGACGAGGUGUGGCCAGCACAGUCACGCCACUGCAGCCUCUGCUCUGUGUCGUGCUUUUGUUUGAGGUGGGGUGCUGUCCCCAACACUCAGAACAGCAGCACGGGCCCUUUGCAGGUAUGGGCUGUCCCCUCGCACACAGGCUCACUGAGUUAGGCCGUGCUGGAGUCCAAGCCUGCAUGAGGACCUCGACUGCCAGGAGCAGCCUGGUUGCUCCUUGCCCCUGCCCCCAUCCCCGCCCAGACCCCUGGCUGACCCCUGGCCACGGGAUGCUGGGUGCUGGUGAAACUUCAGCUCAGGGCCAAUGAGACCUGGUACUGCAGCCCAAGGGGAUGCCUGGGUCCCCUCCUGACCCCGGCCAGCUGUGGUGGGCAGAGGACAGUUAAGGGCUUUUCUGAACAUGCAUACAUUUACAGACACUUCCUGUCCUUGUCUGCUGAGCUGCUGCCUCAGCUCUGCCAAAUAGCUUUGGAGAGACCUGGGGCCCACUGUGGACCCUGGCAACCUGUGGCCCUGGGAUCUGGGUGCACCCCACCCACUCAGGUCAGGGCCCUCCCUCCUAGGCCCAGGGAGGGCUGGUGUGCUAGCAGCAAGUGGCCCUGCGCAGGCAAGAAAGCCCUCGAGGGCCUGGGGCUGUGGGCCGCCGAGGCAGGGACCACGUCCUGACCUGUGCGGGCCUGAGAAGGCCGCUUAGUGCUUCUUCGCUUUUUGUCACUGGGCUGGGAGGCCCUUCACGGCAUGCUGGUCUCCGGCCACAGGUCAGGUCCCCUGGCUCAGCACAGGUGUUCUCUGGAAUUGGUCUUGGAUGUGUUGGGCCCAGGCACACCCACCCUUACCCUCCUGGUGCCGGGCAGGCUGGGGCUUCCUGCCCUCAGGUGAACCAGCCAGGCCUCAGCUCUGGGACAAGAGGGCGGCUCAUGGGUGGCCACUGGUCAGGGCAGUGGCCAGGCCUGCUGCGUCCUUCCUCCACAAGGUCCCCACCACUUGGUGUCAGCGGUGACGUGUGUUGUUUGAGUCCUUGUGUGAAUAAAAGGCUGGAGACCCAUAGCAGGACAA
This is a messenger RNA of Cynocephalus volans (Philippine flying lemur), 3640 nucleotides long. RefSeq names its product glypican 1 (gene GPC1). Gene Ontology annotation, cellular component: extracellular region; synapse; cell surface. The record is from RefSeq and is a predicted model, not a curated record. Gene Ontology annotation, molecular function: fibroblast growth factor binding. The transcript is spliced from 9 exons. NCBI's taxonomy places the organism in Eukaryota, Metazoa, Chordata, Mammalia, Dermoptera, Cynocephalidae. Bases 223 to 1899 code for a protein of 558 amino acids. Gene Ontology annotation, biological process: regulation of protein localization to membrane; negative regulation of fibroblast growth factor receptor signaling pathway; cell migration.